Molecule: messenger RNA, 3414 nt
Organism: Ictalurus furcatus (blue catfish)
Lineage: Eukaryota; Metazoa; Chordata; Actinopteri; Siluriformes; Ictaluridae
Gene: samd1a
Product: sterile alpha motif domain containing 1a
Exons: 7
Coding region: 304-1518 (404 amino acids)
Molecular function (GO): protein binding; DNA binding
Source: RefSeq, a predicted model, not a curated record
GCGAUGCCGAAAUGUUCAAAAGAACCGCUGCGGAGCGUCGCACAUACGCGUUUCCACCUUAAACGGAGAGUCUUUGUGGCGCGCGCGCGAGCGAGAUCUCUUCCGUUCCACCUUAAGCGCACGAUGCGAGCCAACGCACGCGUACAGUAGCCGUAGCUAAUGUUUCCGUUCUUCUCCAACACACACACACACUCACACACUCGGUCUGUCUGUGCGCGUGUGUGCUUUCUGCAGGAUUCAAUAAUCAGCUCGUCAACGAAUUAGUUAAAUAAAUAAAGUUUGUUGUUUGUUUUGGGGUGGAUCAUGUCGGAGCCGAGGUACCGCGAGUGGAUCCUGGACACGAUCGACUCGCUGAGGUCGAGAAAAGCGCGACCGGACCUGGAGCGGAUCUGCCGGAUGGUCCGCAGGAGACACGGAUCAGAGCCGGACAGGACGUGCUUGGAGCUGGAGAAACUCAUCCAGGAGCACGCGGUGCUCAAAGUGAACUACAAGGGCUCGGUGUCGUAUCGCAACGCGGCCAAAGUGCAGCGCGGCAGGCGGAGGAGCGAGCAGGCGGCCGGCAAGAAGUCCUCCUCCUCCUCCUCCUCCUCAUCUUCUUCCUCUUCUUCUUGCUCCUCCGCCGCCUGUAACGUCAAGCGAGCUUCUCCGGCGGAGCUGAACAACAGCGACAGCGCGCAGGGUCCCGCCGACGACGACCCGAUGGAGGACAUGGAAGACGAGCUGUCCACCACGGCCGGCAUGGACAGCAGCAUGGACGAGGAGGAGGAGGCCAGUCUGGACGCUCCCUGCAUGCAGAUACAGAGCUCUGCCGACUCGGGUAUCAGCCUGAGUCCUGUCAUUACCGACGCCGAGGCAGAGGUGACCAGAGGCUCGGCCACGCCCUCCAAGAGCGGCUCUUCGUGCCACAGCACCCCGGAGAAGGACCGCGCCGCCGCUCGAGUUUCCCCUGAACGCACACAGACUGCGGCUCAGCGAGACAUAGGCUCCCUGGAGCUGGAAGCGGCGCUGCAGCUGGCAGCCAUCUGUCCCUCGGCCCAGCGGAGCGCGCUGACGCAGGAGGAGGAGCCGAGAGCCGGCGAGAGCGCACUCACUCCCGAUCAGCUGCUGUCCAACCGCACGGCCUCGCCGCACCAGGACGAGGCGGUGGGAUCAGACCACCUCGAGGAGGGUGAGAAGCGCAACAACGUGGAUGACGUCGCUCACUUGCAAGGAACAGAAACGGCCAAGAACGGAGGGAUGAAGAAAAGAGGGUUGUUUAAAGCGGAGGAGAUGGCACAGGACCUGUUACAGUGGAGCGUGGCGGACGUGGUGAGCUACUUCAGCGCCGUGGGGUUUCCUGAGCAGGCUGUGGCUUUCAGGACGCAGGAAAUCGACGGGAAGUCCCUCCUCUUGAUGCAGCGCAGCGACGUGCUGACAGGUCUGUCGAUCAGACUCGGCCCCGCCCUGAAGAUAUACGAGCAUCACGUGAAGGUGCUGCAGAGGAGCCACUUUCAGGAGCACUGCGACGUUUUCUCUUAACCUCGUAGCGCCCGAAAGACUGACGCGGAGCCGAGCGAGGCCGCGGGCACGGGGAGAGAAAGGACUCGACGCGCUCAGCGUUUCUCUCCCACCUCCGCCCGGAUUUCACUUCUCGUCCUCUUCCUCUCGUCACGCUCCUAGUCCAGUUGGCAGGAUUAACGAACACCACUGAGGGGGGGGCGGGGGGCGGCGGGAGAUCCCCUAUCAGAUCUCUCCGGCGGAGGGAAUGGGGAGGGAAGGACAGCGUUUCGUUCAUCAGUAUUGCGUUGUUAAUGUUUUUGUUUUUUUUUUUCUUUCCUUUUCUUAUGAUUUACACUAUGAUCUCAGUAAUAUAUAUUUUUUGUUUGCGAUUAUUAUAUAUUGACAUUUCCUCAUUAAUUGUAAUAUGUAAAGCAGCCAGGUAUAGAGAUGUUAAUGUGGAUAUGUAAAAUUAGGAAAUAAAUUCCAAUUUCAGAAAUCUACACGUGCGGUGCAUAACUUCCUGAAAAGCCGAAAGACAGGGCGGCGUUACCGUGACUACCCCGAACUCGAAUAUUCUCCUGUAACACUAUGUCCCGAAGCGUUUUAUUCCUCUUCUACCGCCACGGUGAUUUAACAACCGUGUCUUUAUUUAUUUAUUUAUUUAUUUAUUUAUUUAUUUAAACAGCUCGUCAUGCUACCGAGAAACUCCUGACACUGGAGACUCCUUCCAUAAUUGUCAAAUCAGCGUCUCCUUACGAAAUACUUCACCGUAUCAGCAAUUACACACGUCUGUUAUUAGUAUCGGAUCACGCCGAGCAUCCUCGUGUACGUCGUUGCUAUAGAAACGAUGAGUAAAUAUAACACAAACCCGUGAUUUGAUUCACUGCCGUUAUAGAAAACGAAUCAACACCUUGCGAGUCCAGCGUAACGCACGAGCGCUGCGAACAUGAUGAUGUUGAAUGAUAUAUUUUGCUCUUCGUGUGUGAACAGUGAUGUCAUUUAUAUUUCACGCCAUUUUGGCGGACGCCCUUAUCCAGAGCGACUUACAUCUAUCUCGUGUAUACGACUGAGCAUUCGAGGGUUAAGGGCCUCGCUCAAGGGCUCAGCAGUGGGAGGGGGAAUUUUUUUGUGAGGGUUUGCUUUCGAAGGUGUAAACGAAAUGUCGAAAAAAAUAAACCACGGGAACGGUGAACGAAAGGAUGCAAUAGUGUAAAUGAGAUAAGGAAUGAUGGAUGGAGACAAGCUGAAAUGCAGCGAGGAGUUUACGGUGACGGUGCGCGUAACCAGGCGACGACGUUCUCUUCCGUUACGCGGCGUGUGAGUACGUCGCGGUACUUGCGUACUCUUUUGCUACACGCUCACAAAUAUGUACUUUUUCCUUCACAAAAAGAAAGAAAAGUGUACAUACGGGCGGUGCACAGCGUGAGUAGGCGAACUGGGACGCAAUAACUUUUCCCUCUGUAGGCUAGGAACCGGAAACGCUGCUGCAGUUCGACUUACCUCUUACUUACGUGGGCGUCUGCGGAUCAGGUGGUAGAGCGGGUUCUAUACUAAUCGUAGGGUCGGCGGUUCGAUUCCCGGCCCACGUGACUCCACAUGCCGGAGCGUCCUUGGGCGAGACGCUGAACUCCGAUGGCAAGGUAGCGCUUUGCGUGGCAGCUCUGCUACCAUUAGUGUGUGUAUGACUCGACAUGUCUUUGGUUGCCAUGACUGCCGGACUCCUCUUAGAUCUUAGAUCCAGACCAAAACAGGCCACGAGAAGGAGAGGGUACAUCAAGUAAGAUAACAACCGUGCUCCAGUUAUCGGUUUACUCUCUCGGCUAAACGGUUGUGUUUAAAUUCAGAGAACUCCCAGUGUUUAGAAAUGACGCCAAUGGCCACGUGAAAGUUAGCAAUUAGUUCGUUUUUUUAUUACGUAAUAAAAAAUUAUAUUCC